UGGGGCUAUGAGGAGAGAGUCAAUCAUCAUGGCUGUGUUCUCAGUACGGUGGCUAAAAAGACUGUAUGUUUUCUUGUUGAUAUGUCCACUCUGUGUCCCUGCCUUCUUGAAUUUGGAGGAGCUGAACGAGAUGAAAUAUGGGAUUCAAAUUCUUCCCGAUCCCGUCAUCCUGGGGCAGACCAAGACAGAGGAGGUUAUGAUGGUGUCCAGUAAGUACAAGCAGCUCUACGAGUGUCGACUUCCAGCCCAGGCUGUCCGGUUUCAUCAGGAUCCUGCAUCUGAGCCGGACUCGGAGGGGUACACUGGACCAGACAUUCCAGACCUGCUCGGUCCAAUGCAUAAUGCCCCGUGUCUAGUGAAGACGAAGGACUGGUGGACAUACGAGUUUUGUCAUGGUCAGCAUAUCAGACAGUACCACCUCGAAGACACAGAAAUCAAAGGGGACAUUCUGUUUCUCGGUUAUUAUGAAUCUGAGUUUGAUUGGAACAAUGAAACGGCAAAGGCCUCCAAACAGCACAGACUGAAGCGCUACCACAGUCAGACCUAUGUAAAUGGCUCUAAGUGUGACAUAAAUGGAAACCCCAGAGAGACAGAAGUCCGGUUUGUGUGUGAAGAAGGCUCAGGUGACUACAUCGCACGAGUGGAUGAGCCCCAGUCGUGUCGCUAUGUGCUGACAAUUCACACCAGUCGCACCUGCCAGCAUCCAUUCCUGCGGCCACCAUCAACUGCCAAACCCCAGGGUAUCGUGUGCCAACCAGCGUUAAGCGCCCAACAGUACAUGGAUUACGUCAAGGCCCAAGUCUCGGACACAAAGCGUAAAGUGGAGCAGAUCUCAGAGGAGCUGAGGAAUCUUGAUGAAAUGUUGGCCGGUAAUGAAGGGGCAGAUGGAGCAGUGGAAGUAACAGCAGAAGAGAUAUCACCUGCACCCAGCGAUGACUCAGACCACUCAGACAGAAAAGACACUGCUGAUGUAUCUGAGGAUGGUGGGUCAGAAGAGGCAGAGGAUUCUGAUUUCUGGGAGGGAGUUACAAAACCAGAGACUUCAAAAACGACUCCUUCUCAACAGGAGAGCCAGGCAGCAGAUGAUGUUGAUGACUCACUUACAGACAGUGGAGUCAUUGAUGAUGGUGAUGAAGUAGAAAAAUUCAACUUUAAAAUCAUCACUGACCCAGCAGACCUGAUGAAAUUUGUCCAGCACCUCAAAGAGAGUAACAGGAAGAAAGCACAAAACCAAGCCAAAAGUCGAGACGAGAAACCAACAAGUGACAGGGUAACAGAGAAGCUCGGUGAGGAAGAGAAAGAUGAAGAUGAACGCCUACUACAGGAGUUUGAGGAUGAGAUGGCUGACCUCUCUGUGCCAUCUGAUCAGAUUGAAGAAAUAAAGGAGGAAAUGCAGAAGGAAUUUGACAACAUCAUAAAUGAGGCCCAGCAGGAAUUGGAGACUGAGGGCCUGAAAGGGGAGUUCGAUCGCACUCAAGCAACACAGACACUGGAGACGACACUGGACAAGCUACUUGACCAUUUAGAGGAGAAAGACGUCCAGGACCAAGAGCAGCAAACAGCAGGAAUUCAAAGAUCCAGAGACCCGACCAGGGGCAGCCCCAGCCUUGCUCCAAAGCAGCCAGACCAAGCGGCUGACGACCAUGUUAAGAUCAAAAUUACUAAGUAUAAGACGGGCAGCAGCCCUGAUGGGGAGGUCAAAGUUCAGGAGAUGGGCGAAGGAGACCCCCAGUGGCAGCACAUAAAGGACGUGGUUAAAGAACAGCUAGAGAAAGCAGGACUGAAGGCCGAAGGUAAAAUUGAGGUCAAGAUCUUGACAAGAAAGAAUGCAGAGGAGGCCGGUGAUCAGUGGCUGACUGAAGAAGAUACCAAGUCCUUCAGGGAGCUCCUCAUAAAUCUCCUGACUGGAGGCACAGAAGAAGUUUACAAGGAGCAAAAGAGGCAGCAGGAGUUGGAGAACAACUAUAAGUUUGUGUGGGGAGAGUCGCAGGAGGAGUCCCAAUCAUCCAGCACCUCUGACUCGGACGAUGUGGACAUAUGAGCUUGUUCAGUACAUUCAGUGCACCUUUUGUGAUGGUGAACUCCUGUGGAGACUAGCAGGGAGGGGGACUCUGAAGUGCAGCAGCAAAUUUGAAAAAGAGACCACAGGGUUGAAUUAUUGCUAUAAAACUGGCAGAUAAUAUCAACUCACUUGUUUGCACAUUCAGAAAAUCUGUCCGUGUAUUUUGACUAGGCAAUAUGUGUCUUUAGUAGGCACCAUGUAUAUGUUGCACGAUGAAACUGCAACGUGUCAGCUGUACUUACGCAGCUAAAUGGAGUUAUGCAUUUUCCCCUUUUUGAUGGGAUUCAGUUUUGAUAGAUGGCUUGAAUAGCCGAGUGAUAUAUGAACCUUUUUAAAAAUAUUUCAGUGAGUUUUACUGAAUAUUUUCAGUUUAGUUCUGAGGUUGUCUGCAGCACAUUGUGUGUCCACAGCUAAAUUACUACUGGCAUUUGUUUUACAUGUUACCUUUGCGACAACAAACUGAAUGAGUGUUUCCACAGGUUGAUUGUGUGUGAAAAUGAAAAACCAAGGACAAAUACUCAAGGGUUCGUAUCUCACUUCCCUCUUGUCUUUGAAAAUUUGAAACUCUGACACACUGCGUUUUGCUGAUAAUAUUAUCAGCAAACACACAGUAGAUUACAGAAGUGUUUGUAAACCUAAUAUUUUAAAACACAAACUUCAACAUUGUCUCACAAAUAUUUUGGGUUUCCCUUGGGUUGUCAUGUGCUAUUAAAGGGAUUCAAAAGAAAAGCGCUUAAGGGAGUGUAGGAAGAAAUCUUUUAAGUGUGUACUUGUAAUUUGGCAAAGGAAAACAAAGAAAGAUACACUGUCAAUCGUAUUCAGUCUACCAAAAUAGUGAAUCGACACAAAACUUUUCUAUGGAUCCUUCAGAGGUGUAAUUAAAAGGGCUGAAUUUGUAUAAUUUGUGUAUAAUUGUGGCUACUUGGAACUCAACCUGUAUAUAAUUAUUGCUUGAAUAUGUUUUUGAAUUGAUUUGUGGUAUGUUAGCACAAAUUCAGUGAGACUUGAGUCACCUGAGUAAAUAUGUUCAACAUUUGUGACAGUGCAAUCUUUAAUCUUAAUUUCACGGUGGGACUGAGUCAUACACAAACUUUUUUCAGACACAGGACUGAGGCAUUUUGUCCCCAGAACAGGCUGGAGUAAAAAGAAAAAAGCUUCAGGAAUUUUGGGUGCGUUUCUUUACUUGAAUGCCACUUGAAUUUGCCUUCUCAAAAGUUACAUUGUUACACCUUCUUUUUAUCUGAUCUGGGGCGUGUGAUCACAAAGCAGGAUUUGUGAGUUAUCCAGUUGCCAGUUGUCUGGGUUUUCCUGUAUUGCGGAAGGGAAGAAAAUCAGUAGUCUUAAAACAAGCUUCAGUCUGCUUUAACACUCUUCACUCAUGAGUCAUUUUGAUCUUUAUGCUUCAGCUGCACACAUUUGUUAACCAUAACACUUUAAAACAGAGCCACAAAAGGUAAGUUUAUCAGUGUAUUCUUGAAUAGAGCUGUUUUACUGUAUUAGGGAUAUCAUAUUGUCUUCACAGUCUGACAGAAGUCCACUUGAGCUGCCUUGUAAAUAUGAGUCUUUGAGCAUUCUUUACUAUUUAUUUUUUUUAAAUAAAAAAAUACCAUAGGGGUCCUCUGGAUAUCAUCCAGCUAUUUAUUUUUUGUUCUAAAGUUAAACGUGUUAUGUUUGUAUUGUAUCCUGCAUUAGAUGAACAUCUGCAUGCUCUCAGGUUUUUUAUUUAAUUUGCCUAUACUGAGAUAACAACUGGGUGAACCUGGUGAAGAGUCUGAGAGUACAACUACAAUGUGGAAUAAGGUAGCACUGCUUUUGUGUUUGUCAUGCCAGCAAUCUUAGAGUUUGUAGCUGCUAUAAUACAAAAGCACCCAACCUCUGGAUUUAAGCAAAUAAAGUAACUCAAAUGUGA
Seriola dumerili (greater amberjack) is the source of this 3971-nucleotide messenger RNA. RefSeq names its product OS9, endoplasmic reticulum lectin (gene os9). Gene Ontology annotation, cellular component: endoplasmic reticulum lumen. NCBI's taxonomy places the organism in Eukaryota, Metazoa, Chordata, Actinopteri, Carangiformes, Carangidae. Bases 8 to 2041 code for a protein of 677 amino acids. The transcript has 15 exons. The record is from RefSeq and is a predicted model, not a curated record. Gene Ontology annotation, biological process: endoplasmic reticulum unfolded protein response; retrograde protein transport, ER to cytosol.